GAGAACCAGCUCCUGUAUAGGAAGACCAAUACCUCUAUCGAAGAACGGCCUUGCACUUGCACGACGAGCAGCCUUUAAUGUGUAUUAUUUUAUUUUCUUCAUCUUCUCGCGCAUUCGGCGUGUGUGUGAGUUUAGUUCGGUAGCAGAUUCUCGAAGAACAAGGUCAUCAUUGUACUAGCGAGUACACGGUACCGUACCCGUAUUGUUUGUUUGUUUUUUUCUCUCUUUUUCUCCGUCUGUCUCUCGAUGUUCGACCAAGAUUUAUUUUGAGUUUUUAUCCCCUGCUCUGAUAUAAUACUGCGACCCCCUCGCGUGUAUUUUGAUCGCGUUUUUAUUCAUAUUUUCAAGUGCGCGUGUGAGAGAUUCUUUUUUCGCGUUCGUAAUCGGUUUUCGGGUUUCGUUCGCGGUUGCUACGUAAUUUUCCAAGGGAAAAAGAAGCAUUUUUUUUCGCGAAAAUGGAGACUUGUGUGUUGAUUCCGCAAGAACUGUCUUUAGUUAUAAGCGGCCAGAUUGAUCAUAAACGCAAAUACCCCAGCAACAUCAGCGUCAACGUGUGGACCAAUGUGACCAUCUCGAAAGGUACCCUUAUUCGACCAUUUCAGGGCACCAUCCGGCUCGAUAAAUUGGACGUGUUCGAUUAUUUGGAUGCUCAUGACAUACGAAACAGAUUCGGUUGCUACGAUGAAAUUAUGGAAAUAAAUAGAAGACAAGUCAGACACUGUAAUUGGAUACGAUUUUUAAGAAUAGCCUCUGAACCUUCUGAUGAAGUUAAUGUAGUUGGAGAAAAAAUAAAAGGCGAGCCGAUAUAUAGAGCUGUUAAAACGAUACCAGCGAAUUCAGAAUUAGUUGUUCGUUACAUACCCGAACGACCUGAAGAAAUAUUCUUCAUGCCAGUGCAUUUCUUUCGUCACAACAUCUACCGCAGAACCAUAGAAGAAUCGCCUUUAGACUUGUCAACAUCGUUAUUAUCUAGAUCUCUAAUAAAUUCGUCAUCGUCGACGUCGUCUUCACCACCCAGCGUCGAUACCGACGAACGUAAAUCAAUAUCGGAAGAUUCCUCCACAGCAUCUCUGGUCGGUGACAUACUCUCGGAAACUACGCUAAAUAAACCCCGUCAUACGUCCAUAAAAAGUCGAACGUGUCGCGGCGAACGAGCUUUAUUACCUUGCGAAGUAUGCAGAAAAGCCUUCGACAGACCUUCGCUGCUCAAAAGACACAUGAGAACGCAUACCGGAGAAAAACCGCACGUUUGCGUCGUAUGUAAUAAAGGCUUUUCAACGUCCAGUUCUUUAAAUACGCAUCGACGAAUUCAUAGCGGCGAAAAACCGCACCAGUGUCAAGUAUGCGGCAAACGAUUCACAGCUAGUUCCAAUCUAUAUUAUCAUCGUAUGACGCAUAUUAAGGAAAAACCACAUAAAUGCAAUCUCUGUUCAAAGUCAUUCCCCACACCAGGAGAUCUCAAAUCACAUAUGUAUGUGCAUAACGGUUCGUGGCCUUUCAAAUGUCACGUUUGUAAUAGAGGUUUUAGUAAACAUACCAACUUGAAGAAUCAUCUAUUUUUACAUACCGGUGAUAAACCACAUUCCUGCGAACUGUGUCACAAAAAAUUCGCUUUGGCUUGCAAUCUAAGAGCUCAUAUGAAAACACAUGAAAGUGACUCUCAAGAAGAAUGCCUCAGCUGUGGUAAAACCUUUUUGACGUUCUCGUCUCCUCUCAACGAUCGUAACUUCUGUCGCGAGUGUUUGAACGAAAGAAGCCCCCAGAACAACAACGAGUUCCCCGGUAAGAAAUUCUCAUACCCUGACUCAGCCAGUGAAGAAGAAUCGUACACGACUGAGAUCGACGAACACGAAGAAGAAAUCCACGCCGAAAAAUGAUUUCGAGAAAAGGGGCAAUAGAGAAUGAGACCAUCGUCACCUCAGCUGCAUUCAAUUACACGCAGAGUACCUAUAGACUUUGGAUCUCAAAUAUCUGGAUCUGGAAUUUACCGACCAGGCCGACUGCACGGAAUCGCGAUUAUUUCUAUAUCCACAACAGCAACAACAACAGCAACGAUGACCGAUGAAGACGAAGAGGACUAUAAGACGACAACGACGACUACGACGACGACCUAGAACUAUCAAAUCUUAUUCCAUGCUCCCUCUGCUCGUGGCUUGGCCAAUGAUUCGGUAUACAAUUACCGCCGUUCUGUUCUAGAUUCGCGCGACAGUAAAAUUGACGUAGUGUACAGCGGCCUUUUACGUAUAAUUUUGUGUCGGCGCGGCGGCGGCUUGCCGCAUAAAGCCAAAGGGUAAAAAGAAUGGGAAAUAUCCUCGACCUGUACAAUACUAUAUAUACAUAUUCUGCUCGCACUGAUAUAUUUUCUCUCUCUGUUUGUUCGUAGUAAUAAUAGUAGUGUAUGUAGUAUUAUUGCUCUAUGUGCACAUACGACAGCCUUACUCUCUUCCCUGCUCACUUUCUCGCCGUUUCUCUCUAUAUCUAUCUGUAAUACGUAUGUACUUGUAAACCAUAUUAACGUUAAUUAAAAUGAACCAGUCGUUUAAAAUGGAUGUAUGUAAAUACACGGCGCGUAGCGAUAGAAUAAAAGUCGCUGACCACCCAGCUCUCGAGCCUUCUUUUAAUGGUUUCGUAUAGUAUAGUAUACGCGGUGUCCGCAUCGUACUGUACGGACCGCCGCAUAUUAUCCAUAAUUAUUAUCUCGAUCGAUUCAUCAUUGUCCAUCUGUCUUUUGCCUUUUUUUUUAUAUGUUCCAUCGCACAGCAUCUUUUCGUCUCUCUCUCUGUCUCUCUCACACGCAGCCGAGUCGAUUUUACGACAAUAAUACGGCUAUAUCGAUAUUAUGUACUUCCUUCCUCUUCACUUCCCUAUAGCUAUGGGUUUCCUGUACUUUGAAAAUUUGGUACUUUCGUUCAGAGGGUUCUCCUUCCAACUUCUCACACAGAAAAUACCUCCAUCUCUAUCCUUUUUGAUCGGUCAUAUCGUCUCAAAUAACUCGACAAAUGGAGGAAGGACCUCAGAAUUUUUCUCCUUCGAAUGAGUCUUUCAGUAUAUUUCGAAACAUAUCAAAGAUGAAAAAAAUUUUCAAUGCAUUUAUGAGAAAAAAAUAUAUAUAUUUUAAUUUUAGAUCUCAAAUUCUCAUUUCUUUUCUUUAUAAGCAUAUUUAAUUAAUGUAUUUUUUAUCGUCGAAAUAAAAUCAAAUGAAUUCGUCUAAAUGUACAAUAAUGAUGAUGAAUUAUGUACCUAAUUAUUUGGAGCAAAAAAAAUCAAACCACACCCCACCGCAUUUUUAAAUAAUAAAUAUAUGUAUAGAGUUCUAUAAAAAGGACACUAACUGUAACAGGGCUUGUGAAUUUACCAAAAUUUAUGAAAGCGUGUAUACUUAUUUCAGUCUGUUAAUGUAUAUUUUACGAGUAUGUAUAUGACGUUUUUUUUUUUAAAAAAAAGGAUGAUAUUUACGUACCUAUAAAUAAUUUAACGAUCUGUAUAUAAAAAAUAAGUUAUUUAUUGUUGCAUUAUUUCUUAAAUAAUAAUAUUUAUUAUUGUGAUAGACCGUUUAACACGCGGAACACAUUUGUAAAUUAUCUAUUUAUGUUGGAUUUUGUUUUAUUUUUUCUUUGAAAAUGAAAAGAAAUGUAUAGGUAUUUUUAGGAACGUUAUAUUCUUCAAUGCAACGAUACACUUUUAUGCGUAUGUUAAUGUAGAAACGAUGUGUAAAUUUCAUUUUCUUUUUUCUUUUUUGAAGUUGCUUAAUUUAAAUGUAUUUCUUGUCUAGUCAAUUAAUUAAUAUUCAUUCCGAGUUUUAAAUAUAAUAUUUAAAUUAUAACGUCGACGUGUAAAAAAUUUGGAAAAAAAAUUCUAUACAAUAUGUAAUUAUAUUGUAUAAAAAUAAAUUGCAUUUAAAAUGUUUA
This is a messenger RNA of Planococcus citri (citrus mealybug), 3908 nucleotides long. Its product is annotated as zinc finger and SCAN domain-containing protein 2-like. Bases 456 to 1877 code for a protein of 473 amino acids. Gene Ontology annotation, cellular component: nucleus. The transcript has 8 exons. Lineage: Eukaryota; Metazoa; Arthropoda; Insecta; Hemiptera; Pseudococcidae. Gene Ontology annotation, biological process: regulation of gene expression. The record is from RefSeq and is a predicted model, not a curated record.